AUGGGGGUUGGGGGGAGUGUAGGAUCAGUUGAGUACCACGUUGACUGGGCAACAGCGUCUAUACAUUGCAAAACAAAAUAUGACUCGCAACUGAUUCCACAAAGCUAUAUUGUGGACCAAAAUCUUCAUAGUGAUGUCAUAAGUGGAAUUGGGGUAAACGUGUCAGCUUGGGUUGAUGGGAAAAUUCAGAUGAUUGGAUGCGAUCAGGAGAAAUGUCUAUUGAUGAAAAGAUUGCUUGAGAAGAAAGACAGAAAAAUGCCAUAUAUUUGUGUUACUUCUAAACACACCGAAGUAAAUUUGAAAGAUGUAUCAUUCUCGACUUCUGCGGACUUGUGUAAUUUCAAGAAAGUCACAAUUGAAGACAGCUUGCAAAGAAAUGGAUUGCUUUCUAGUCUUACUGAGCUCUCUGAAAUGCUUACAACAUCAAAAACAUUUUGGCUUCCAAAUGUUGAACUGAGCAACAAUACAGAUACAAACUGCACCUAUGUCGCUGCUCAAUCAAACAACUUCCUUGAAACAAUGUCUGGCAACUGCAGCAUUCGAAAAAUGGGCGUGUGUAUCAACUCUACAUAUUUAAUAGAUUACGAAAUGUCAGUUAUAUUGGAAAUAAACAUGAAACAAAUGCCUUUUUUAAAAUCGGAUGGCAUCUGGACAACUGAAGAUAUUUCAAAAAUAAAAGAGGAAGAAGGAAAAGAAUCUACAAUCACAGUUCACACUCAACAGGAAAAACUCAUUCGUGCAAGGAACAUGAAUGAUUCAGCUGUGCAAAUUCAAGAUUUGCCAAGAGAGAGUAAUAACUUGCAAAAUACUGUUUUAGUGACGAAUAGACAAAUUCAAGAUAUCGAUGCGUCUAAGUUUAGUGCCAUGAAGGAUACGAAGAACUUUUCCGUUUUAGUCUCCUUUACCCUAAGCAGUUUAAGUUUGGUCCUGGUUAUAUCGUUCAUCUGCAUCGUAAUGGUCUUUUGGAAAAGGAUGUCGCGGAAGCUGGACAUCCUUAUGAAAGAUCAUUACAACAUUUCAGAUGAUCAAACUGCCACAGAAAGCACACAAAAACGCAAAACAAAAUUUAAGAAAAAGGUAUAUGAGACCCUCCCAGAGGUGGCGCACGGUCACUCUACCCGUGUCAAAGGUAUGUCCAGAGAAGAAGAAAAUCCAUACUCUGAAAUUGCUGGAAGAUGUUCUUGCCGUAGCCAUAUUAAGUCAGGAUCAUUUGGACACGCAGAAGUAGAAGUGUAGGGCCAGGAAAAGGAAGAUGUCAAUACUUUUAGCAAAAAGAAUAUAUUCAUAUUUAAGGUCUAAUAGUUCGAUUAAUCCACUCUAAACUGCAUGCUUUUACCUAUUGUUUGCCCUUAGUUAAAGUAAGCAUGGUCACUUCACGGAGCAAAAAACUAAGCAAAAAUGGUCUCUGUCAAGAAGAAGAAGAAGGUGACGAUUUAGGUGAAAAAAAAAUGAGCUUUAUCAACAAAGUCACGGAAGUACAUGUGUAAAGAUAUAGUUUUGAUAUAUGGAAAGGUUACUCUUUCAGGUAGUUAGUGUUCAGAAAUUCAAAUCACAAAAAGAAAAGUUAAA
Molecule: messenger RNA, 1569 nt
Organism: Saccostrea echinata
Lineage: Eukaryota; Metazoa; Mollusca; Bivalvia; Ostreida; Ostreidae
Exons: 10
Coding region: 1-1236 (411 amino acids)
Source: RefSeq, a predicted model, not a curated record